Messenger RNA from Ustilago hordei, 1740 nucleotides. RefSeq lists its product as uncharacterized. The record is from RefSeq and is a predicted model, not a curated record. The coding region runs from base 1 to 1740 and encodes 579 amino acids. NCBI's taxonomy places the organism in Eukaryota, Fungi, Basidiomycota, Ustilaginomycetes, Ustilaginales, Ustilaginaceae. The transcript is spliced from 2 exons. Gene Ontology annotation, cellular component: cytosol. Gene Ontology annotation, biological process: L-glutamate catabolic process. Gene Ontology annotation, molecular function: pyridoxal phosphate binding; glutamate decarboxylase activity.
AUGUCUCUCAGCAAACACAUUGAUCCCGAGGAGCUCAUCGAGCAAGCCGCUGAUCAUCCUAUCCUUAGCUUGCUUGAGCAUCCCUCCGGCAGGAAGGCUCAUACUUAUCAUUCAGGUGCCCAUGCUGGAAGAUAUGUGACGGAGCCCAUUCCGAAGUACAAGAUCCCGGAGAGGGGGACUGGUGCUCAGGCUACUUAUCAGCUUUUGAACGCGGACCUCUCUCUCGACGGCAAGCCGACCUUGAACCUGGCCUCUUUCGUCCACACCUGGAUGCCGGAGGAAGCAACCAAACUCAUGACGGAAACGAUGAUGAUCAACUUGUGCGAUCAAGACGAGUACCCGGCCACCAUGGCCAUCCAUGCUCGCUGCGUAUCCAUGCUCGCCGAUCUUUGGAAAGCUCCGACGGAAACGGAUGCCACCACUGGAAAACGUCAACCAGCCAUGGGAGUCGCCACCACCGGUUCGUCGGAAGCAAUCAUGCUUGCGUGUCUAGCAGCGAAAAAACGAUGGCAGCAUCGCAUGCGAUCCCAGGGUAAAUCGUUCAAAGAGCCCGGACCGAACAUGGUUUUUGGUUCCAACGCCCAGGUUGCGAUCGAGAAGUUUGCGCGCUAUUUCGAUGUCGAGGAGAGACUGGUGCCGGUUAGUAGAGAAAGCCGGUACUGUUUGGAUGUGGAAAAGGCGGUGGAGAUGGUGGAUGAGAAUACGAUUUGUGUAGUCGUAAUCCUCGGGUCGACGUAUACGGGACAUUAUGAAGAUGUCGAGCGGAUGGCAAGCUUGUUGGAUGAGUAUGAGAGCAAGACGGGGAUUAGUAUUCCGAUUCACGUAGAUGGAGCAAGUGGAGCAAUGGUUGCUCCUUUUGCAACUCCCGAGUUGAAGUGGGGUUUUGACAUCGAGAGGGUCAAGAGCAUCAAUACUUCUGGACACAAGUUUGGCAUGGUGUAUCCGGGUUUGGGGUGGGUCUUGUUCCGAUCCAACGACCAGGUGCCGAAGGAGUUGGUGUUUGAGCUGCAUUAUUUGGGUUCGGUCGAGUAUAGUUUUGGACUGAACUUUAGUAGGCCCGCCCAUCCGGUGAUUGGUCAGUUGUUCAACUUUAUCAAUCUUGGCUUUGAGGGGUAUAGGAGAGUUAUGCAAGCUGAUCUUCAGAAUGCUAGGCUUCUGUCCAGGGCGUUGGAGAAGAGCGGAUACUAUGAAGUUUUGUCCGAGAUCCACAAACCCCUCCCAACCCCAUCCUCCACCGCCACUGCCGCUGCGGGAGCUAUCAAGGAGGCCGCAUCAAAGGUUACCGGCUCGCACACACACCAGCAUCCGAUCGACCAACAUUCCGCCGAAUUCUACUGCCCCGGUCUUCCCGUAGUAGCCUUCCGUUGGUCCGAAUCCUUCCGAACUCGCAACCCGCACCUCGAACAGCAUUGGAUGCAGACCUUGCUUCGCGCCAAAGGUUGGAUCGUUCCCAAUUACAACCUCAGUCCGGAUCUGGAGAAAGUCGAGAUUUUGAGGGUCGUCGUUAGGGAGAAUCUGAGCGAGAGUAUGAUCGAACAGUUGGUGUAUGAUAUUGUUACGAUUACCGAGAGUUUGGAGAAGGAUGGCAAGCAAGGUGGGUAUAGAAACUUGGCCGAGGUGGGGGAGGAGAGGCAUGUCGAAGGGGGAGCCGGUGGCAAGAAUGGCGCUCAUGAUAAUCACAGGGGUGCCUUGCCCAGGGGUAGUGGUGUCAAGGCCAAGGGGUAUAGUAAGCAGUGUUGA